AUUAGUGAUAAGUGAUCAGUAAUACAACAAAAUUAUAUUCAUAGUUGUUCUUACCAAUCGUACAAGGUACAACUAAUUUGAGUUCGACAAACUACGCGGUUUAUGGUGGUCGGUGACAGUUUAUUUCUAAAAUAAAUACUACACAGAAUAAUAGAAGUCAUCAAAAAAUUAAUAGGUACAAGGUUUGAUCUUUUUAAUUAAACAUGGACAGAGGUAUAAUAAUUAUUUGUAUGGUAUUCGUCUUCAGUCUGGGGACUGGCGGCGACAGUACUGUGGAGGCUCAAAACUCACAAGAAAAUAAAAAAUGUUUCACGCCAAAUGGUGAUAACGGCAAUUGCAUUAACAUAAAAAGAUGCCCAACGCUGCUUUAUCUAUUAGAAUAUCGGAAACAAAAUUCUUCGAUUGCCAAUUUUCUCAUAAAAUCCAAGUGUGGAUAUGAGGGUAGUUUCCCUUAUUACCCCAAGGUAUGCUGUCCAUUUGUGAACCAAAUUUAUGAAACGGUUUCGUCAAGAAAAUUGCCAUCUCAAGAAACUUGUGGACGGAGUAAUGUCAGUCGCGUUUUAAUUUUUGGAGGAAGUUAUGCUGAAUUAGGUGCUUGGCCCUGGAUGGCAGCACUUGGGUAUGAAGAUAUUGGUUUGAGAAUUACGGAAUAUAAGUGGAAUUGUGGUGGUACCUUGAUAUCAAAUCGAUACGUAUUAACAGCUGCCCACUGCACCGAAGGUCUUGGAAUGACUCGUUUGUCCGUUGUGCGUUUAGGUGAUUUGAACUUAAAUCCUUAUGUAGACGAUAAAGCUAAACCAAUAGAUUUUGAAAUUGCACGUAUCAUAAGCCAUAACCAACGUAACACACAAAAAUGGACCAAUGAUAUUGCAUUAUUAAAAUUAAAAAAAAUUGUUGAAUUCAAUCAAUUUAUUCAACCUAUAUGUUUACCCAUCUUAUCGCAUCAUAGAGCCACAUCGUUAGUUGAAUCUGAACUAACUAUUGCCGGUUGGGGUUUUACAAAUUUAAAUCAAAGUUCUGAUGCUCUAAUGCAAGUUGAGAUACCAGUGGUAGACAAUUUGAUAUGCAAAGAAAAAUAUAUUAAAGCUCAUUUCGAUAUUGAUGAUACACAAUUGUGCGCUGGAAUAAAAGGAAAAGACGCUUGUAGGGGAGAUUCUGGAGGUCCAUUAAUGUGGCCAAAUGGUUCACAAUAUUAUUUAAUGGGGGUUACGAGUUUUGGACAAGCAAAAUGCGGUGAACCAGAUUUUCCAGGUGUAUAUUCUAGGGUGACAUCAUUUCUCGAAUGGAUCGUAGAUAACAUGAAUUACAGAUCUUCUGAAUUGAACAUGGACAGAGGUAAAUUAAUUAUUUGUAUGGUAUUCAUCUUUAGUCUGGGAACUGGCGGAGACAGUAGUGUGGAGGAUCAAAACUCGGAAGAAAAUAAAAAAUGUUUCACGCCAAAUGGUGACAUCGGCAAUUGCAUUAACAUAAAAAGAUGCCCAACACUGCUUUAUCUAUUAGAAUAUCGGAGAAACAAUUUUUCUAUUGCCACUUUUCUCAGAAACUCUAUGUGUGGAAAUGAUGAUAAUUUCCCUUACUACCCCAAGGUCUGCUGUUUGUUGGAGGAUGAAAUUUACGAAACAAUUUCGUCAAUCAAAUUGCCAUCUCAAGAUACUUGUGGACGGAGUAAUGUAAUUCGCAAUCGAAUUGCCGGAGGACGUUUGGCUGAAUUAGGUGAUUGGCCCUGGAUGGCAGCACUUGGGUAUGUAGAUAUUAGUAUGAUAAAUCCGGAAUAUGAGUGGAAUUGUGGUGGUUCCUUAAUAUCAGAUAGAUACGUAUUAACAGCUACCCACUGCACCGUCGGUCUUGGAAUGACUCGUUUGGUUAUUGUGCGUUUAGGCGAUUUGAACUUAAAUUCUAAUGAGGAAGAUGGAGCUAACCCAAUAGAUGUUGCAAUUUCACGUGUCAUAAGAAAUAACCAAUAUAAUUCUGAUAAAAAGAAAAAUGAUAUUGCAUUGUUAAAAUUAAAAAAGAGUGUUGAAUUCGGUCAAUUUAUUCAACCUAUAUGUUUACCCAUCUUAUCGCAUCAUAGAGCCACAUCGUUAGUUGAAUCUGAACUAUUUCUUGUCGGAUGGGGUUCUACAAUGAUAAAUCCACGUUCUGAUCCUCUAAUGGAAGUUCAGGUACCAGUGGUAGACAAUUCGGAAUGUAAACAAAUAUACAAUACAUAUAAAAUUAAUAUCGAUGAUACACAUUUGUGUGCUGGAAGAAAAGGAAAAAACGGUUGUAGUGGAGAUUCUGGAGGUCCAUUAAUGUGGCCAAAUGGUUCUCAAUUUUAUUUAGUGGGAAUUAUGAAUUUUGGAAAUUAUGAUUGCAAUACAACAAGUGUUCCACCUGUAUUUGCUAGGGUGACAUCAUAUCUCGAAUGGAUCGCAGAUAACAUGAAUUACAGUUAAAUUGUAUAAUUGGUGCUGUUUUAUAAGAAUUGUACAUAAGAACGAAAUGAAGAAUAAACAACUCUAUGCAAUUGGUUUAUCUACUUACUAUUACAAAAAAAUUAUAAAUACUCAGAUAACUACUUAAGUAAUAAAAAAUGAUUUAUAUCUUAUGUCCAAUAUUUUGAGGUACAAUAAUGUCUAUAUAUAU
This is a messenger RNA of Metopolophium dirhodum (rose-grain aphid), 2625 nucleotides long. RefSeq lists its product as uncharacterized. Gene Ontology annotation, biological process: proteolysis. The record is from RefSeq and is a predicted model, not a curated record. Gene Ontology annotation, molecular function: serine-type endopeptidase activity. NCBI's taxonomy places the organism in Eukaryota, Metazoa, Arthropoda, Insecta, Hemiptera, Aphididae. The coding region runs from base 204 to 2435 and encodes 743 amino acids. The transcript has 15 exons.